CCUUAUCUACAGGACCACCGCCGCCAUAACCGCCCAGAUCGCUGUUGUAACACUUGAAUCCUCCGUAAUUUACAUAUGUAUUUUAAGUCUUUUGGUAGCUUUGGGAAAAUCUUACAUCGGGGGAGGUCGUCGUGGACUCUCUUUUUUGUAAGCAACCCUUUCCAAUACAGGUAGAAGUCUUAACUUCAAUAUUAAGAACCCACAGCCUUUCAAGGUAAAGGGGAUAUCGAUAUAUCCAGGUUGAUAUAUACGGAAAAUUUUGAACUUCUGUACCUAGGUACCUAGGGACUUGCAUCCUGAUUGCUCUUUGUGUCGAGAAGAUGUUAGGUACUUAAGGUUAUAAAACAUAAUUAUACCGUAUCUGGCUACAUAUAUACCUAGGUACCCAGACGGCUGGCUGGUGAAUGGUACACAGGUUUACCCACUUCGAACCCUUUGAAGAUUGAGUCGUUUCUCAAUCGCGUCCCGUAUAUGGACCUUGCCGGCAGUUACUUUUAGAUGUGGGAAUUUUCGUGGUUCUAGCCGAUUCUACACUCGAAACCUGACAUGGACUCUACUUCGGUCAAUAUUCCGGCGGAGGCAGUGGCUGCGUUACCGCCAGAUCUCCAAGCCCAAAUUCCACUCUAUUAUGAAAGCUUGCAACCAAAUCUCUAUGCUUCAGCUAUUAUCUGCAUAGUAAUUGCCUAUGUCGCAGUUAUUCUCCGGAUCUAUGCGAGACGCUUGAAGGCCCAGGCUCUAGGGAUGGACGACUUUAUGAUCAUUGCCGGACUAUUCUUUACCUCAGUCUUCGUCGCCCUUUGCAUUUUAGUCACUGUCUUCGGAGAAGGCAGGCAUCGAGUUGUUACGGUCCUUGAACAUCCAGACCACGUCGUGCCGUUUACGAAAGCCACGAUAGCAGCUGGUGUCAUUUAUAACCCUGCAUUAUUCUGCACCAAGAUAUCUAUCCUCCUCCUAUACUACCGAGUAUUUCCUAGUAGGCGCUUCAAGUGGGUUUGCAUCGGCGUUGGUAUUUUCGUUGCGGCAUAUAGCAUCACUGCUAUUAUGACCAAUAUUUUCCAGUGUGUUCCUGUCAAAUCCAACUGGGAUCCAACUGUCACGCCGCAUUGCAUUAACCUUGGCUCGGAAUUAAUAGUUGUUAGCAGUCUGAAUGUGCUCACAGACGCUUCUAUACUUUGUCUUCCGAUGCCCAUUAUUUGGCGUCUCAAAACUGAUUUCCGUCGCAAGCUUCAGCUGACUGGCCUUUUCCUCCUCGGCUCUUUCGUCGUCGUCGUGUCUAUCAUCCGCGUCACAUAUGUGUCUAAUGUUUCGUUCUCCGACGGGUUCUGGGCCAACUCCUAUCCGUCCAUGUGGUCGGUCGUCGAAAAUUGUAUUGCUGUUGUUGCAGCAUGUCUGCCCGUCAUGCGUCCCGUUUUCAAUAAGGUCCUCUACGGUACGCCCGACCCAGAGAAGCCGAGUCAGGAUGAAGUGGACCUUGACCCGCGUAAUAAUAGGCAUAUUAUUACAAUUGGUGGCAGCGAUUUACAGAUGAAAGGAUUCUCUGGGGGACAUGCAAGCAGAGGGACAAAUGUCACUGCGAUUACGUCUAUUACCCAUGGAGAUAGGAAUUCGGGUGGAAGCUUCACGCAACUCAUGGAUAACUGACUGGACUUGCCUUAUUUUAUUAACUGAAAGCGGCAUUAUGUAUGACUAUUUGAUUUUACACACCUAAUCAUCACGCGCUCCCCGUAUUUUGUAAUAGAUUGAACUACUAUCAAUUGAAAUAUUAGGAUCUGAG
Hypoxylon trugodes is the source of this 1774-nucleotide messenger RNA. RefSeq lists its product as uncharacterized. Lineage: Eukaryota; Fungi; Ascomycota; Sordariomycetes; Xylariales; Hypoxylaceae. The coding region runs from base 547 to 1641 and encodes 364 amino acids. The record is from RefSeq and is a predicted model, not a curated record. The transcript has 2 exons.